This is a messenger RNA of Perognathus longimembris pacificus (Pacific pocket mouse), 1077 nucleotides long. Its product is annotated as serine protease 44-like. Gene Ontology annotation, biological process: proteolysis. The transcript is spliced from 6 exons. Gene Ontology annotation, molecular function: serine-type endopeptidase activity. The record is from RefSeq and is a predicted model, not a curated record. NCBI's taxonomy places the organism in Eukaryota, Metazoa, Chordata, Mammalia, Rodentia, Heteromyidae.
AUGGCCUCGUCCCGGUCCCCGAGCCGCGGCUUCCCGGGGCUCCCGCCCGGGGGAGGCUCCGAGAGCCCGCCGUCCCCGGGGCCCCCGGCCUCCGAGGGCGGUGGGGCGCCCGGGGGGACCCCCGAAACCACCCCCGAGGCCCCGGGCGGGGCCGCGCCGCCCCACCCCGCCGGCGAGGACCAGGCGUCACCGCCCCGGGCCCCAGGCCCCUCCUCCCUUCGCUGACCCGCACCAGCGUGUGGCCAGAGAAUGAGCCGGAUCACCGGCGGCCUGCCGGCCGCAGAGAAAAGGUGGCCGUGGCAGGUGAGCCUGCAGGUCAGCGACUACCACGUGUGCGGGGGCACGCUCAUCGCCAGCCGCUGGGUGCUCACCGCCGCACACUGCAUAUACGGCCAUCUGGAAUACAUCGUGAAGCUGGGAGACACCAAUCUGAACCGCAAAUCCACAACAGCCGCUGUGGUCCCAGUCCAAGAUAUCGUUAUCCAUCAGGAUUAUACUCCUAUGGGGACCCUGACCCACGACAUCGCCCUGGCUUUGCUGGCCUUCCCCGUGAAUUACUCCUCCCACAUCCAGCCCAUAUGCCUCCCCGAGAAAGCUUUCCCCAUCCAGACCGAUACUCAGUGCUGGGUGACCGGAUGGGGCAAGCUAAAGGAAUCAGAUGGGGACGACGUAAUGCCAAAAAGACUCCACGAGGCUCAGCUAGACCUUGUUGACUACAAGACAUGUAACAAAGUACUCAAGAGAAUAAUGUUGACCAGGAAGGACGUGGUCAAGAGGGGGAUGAUCUGCGGCUACAGCCCCAGAGGAAAGGACUCUUGUCAGGGGGAUUCCGGGGGACCCCUGGUGUGUGACGUGAACGGCACGUGGACCCAGGUGGGGAUUGUGAGCUGGGGCAUCGGCUGCGGCCGCAGAGGCUACCCCGGCGUCUACACCGAAGUCAGCUUCUACCGGAAGUGGGUCAUCCAGCAGAUGAGCCGGGCUCCUCCGCGCCGGGGCCCAGCGGGGGGCCCCCUGCUCUGGAGCUCGUGCCUCACGUUGCACCUGGCCAUCCUGGCGGGCCCCGUGACCCACCCGUGA